Solenopsis invicta (red fire ant) is the source of this 11617-nucleotide messenger RNA. RefSeq lists its product as uncharacterized. The transcript has 5 exons. Lineage: Eukaryota; Metazoa; Arthropoda; Insecta; Hymenoptera; Formicidae. The record is from RefSeq and is a predicted model, not a curated record. Bases 1145 to 1735 code for a protein of 196 amino acids.
CGGGCACACGCGAACGAACGCAGGCCCGAGGGUCGGCUCCGGCGGCGCGACGCGUCGCGUCGCGACGCUCGGCGCCGCGGCCUCCUCAGUCAGCCCUGCGCCGUACGGGCGACGACCACGAGGAAGAGGAAGCGCCGCCGCUUCUCGCCGUCGCGCGAGCCGACGCGACGCGACGACGAGCGCCCGUCCGUCCGUCGAGAGCUUUAGUCCGCGUCCGCACGUCGACUGAAACACGCGACCCACGUCCACCCGGCGUAGUUGUGCGCGGCUUCCCUCCUUCCUCCUGUCACUCAAGCUCGUCCUGAAGGAACGACCAAUCCUACCGGAUCGGAUAACAAAGUCUCUUUGUUCCCCUGCUGUACCUCUCUUUUUUGCCUCUCUUUCUCUUUCUUUCUUUCUCUCUCUCCCUUUCUCUUUCUCUCUCUUUCUUUUUUUGUCUCUCCCUUUAUCUCUUCGUCGUUCUACUCGCGCGCCGGUUAUCUGAUAGUUCUUCUCGUUUCCAACUCCUACGACAGAUGCUUCGCGAUCCUUUCUGAAAUAGAUGGAGGAGAGGAUGUUUCGGGCGCAUGGAAGGAAGAUUAAGACCGCCGGAAAUUCGGGAUGCAAUAUCCGGCGGCCCUAGUUACACGUACGGUGUGUGCGCGCCAGUCAGCUUUCCUUCCUCCGAAGUUGGAGCAGCUUCGAUAUAAGCCGGAGAACGCUCGCGAAAUUUUGGAUCGGAGGAUCUGCUCAACGAAGAUCUCCAGUGAGAUCUCCAGUCGCCGCCAAACGCACCGACACAUAGUACAAGAUUCGUUGCCAAAUUCGCGUCACGUGAUAACCAUCGCCACUUCAGAGAUUUCUUCCCUCUUUAAAACAUCAUACUCUAAAAGCUUUAGCAUGUGCUAACGGAGUCACGACGCAAUUUCACCGUUGGAAAUUACGUUAGAUUUAUAACGAGAUCUCCGUUAGAAGGAUCUCGCGAGAGGUUGGAAAAACAGUACAGAUUUACUUGGCGAGGAGACGAAGAGUUGGCGACAGAGGGACACCAUGAAGAGACUUGUCUUCAGCGGGACGAAGUGAUCUUCGAAGACGCGAGGAAGCGAAGAGGGAGUCGAAGCGUCGGGUCGGGUGAAUCGGGCCGGCAACGGGCCCGAUCGGUGUGAUGGUCUCGGGGUGGUGCCCGUGCGUGCCACUGGGGCGUCGGCAAUCGUCGGCCCAGCAGCAACAGCAGCAACAACCGCAGUCAUCGUCCAGGGCGCCGUUCACCGUCAGCGGCACGACCGAUCGCGCGGAUAUGGUGCAGAUGUUCUACUACGAGAACCGCGGCAAGUGUUGCAAGAAGCUUCUCAGAUACAAUGGAUACCCGAAUAAGGUCCUUUUGUUCCCCGAGGAGGGCUGGGCGAGAAGCGCGAGUAGUUCCUAUUGGACCCUGACGCCGUUCUGGUGGAGCCGGAGUCGGUGCAAGGUCGUCGAAGUUGCAGGAACAAGAAGGUAUAGUACUCAGGCGAAGAUGGUGGACACGGGUACGGGCACGCUUUAUAUUAUCGGCUCGUUCAAGAGGAUGACUACCGAUCCCGAUUUCAAGCUGUACCUGACGUCGAACGUCUCGUCGAGCGACUUCAACAUGGGCUACAGUAUGACGGGUACGCUGGAGCGCGGCUGCAAGAAGACCAACUCCUUCCAAAUGACCCACUUCGCAGUGAUACGGCGGCGGGACUACGAGAAGGCAUACGAGGACCCGAAUCCCACCUAGUGUCCGUCCACACCCACGCUCUCCGAGUGUGGGGACUGCGAGCAUUACACGUAGCUGGGGGAGCAAAGGGCCGCCGGGGAGGAACGAGAUGCACUUCCGCGUGCGUUUGCAUUUACGCUGGGGGAAGUGCACUCGCUGCUCGAUGGAUCGUCGGGAAGGAGUCGCUCCUUAGCGCGAGAUUGAUCACGAAAUCCCGAAGCUCCUGGCAGGUCGGCUUAACGAACGUAUACUCGAGGCGCGGAUCGCGAGGACGUUCGAUCGCGAAUCGCUCGUGAUCGAGCAACUGUCGGAAAGAUAUCUGUGUACAACGUUAGAUCGCUAAACCCGCCUGUGUUAGCCUUUCUUAUUGAUCGCUCGCUUCAAACAGGAGUGAUCUCAUCGCGCGUAGAUAAAAUCUGCAGGUAGAAACGUCAUAGAGAAAAAUGAAAAAGAAAAUGAAACGAAGGAAAAGUGGAAGCAGAUAAAGAGAUAUUAGAAGGAUAAACACGGAAAAGAAAGGCAAACACCGCAAUUCUUAUUCUAUAUAAAGUUAUCUACAUUUCUCUUGAAAAACAUCAUAAGGCUGGGAGAUAAUCAAGGCAGAGUGUGAAGAAGGAAGCUUUAAUUUGCGUAGAAUCAACAUUAGCUCGUGGUAAUAUAAGAGAUCAUGGAGAUGAAAGAGCGCAGAUCAAAGAUAAAAUGGAUUAUGAGGUAAAAAGAAUGCCAAGAGUUUUAAUUCUUGCAGGAUAAAUAUUUUUUUACGAGAUUCCUCGCAAAAUAAAUCCGUAAUGUAUCUCUCACUAGUAGCUUAAUUCUUUUGACUUCUAGAAUUACGGCAUAAUUUUUUUUUUUUAUAUCGGAUCUUGUGUUACGGCUUAAUUAGCGCCCUAAUGAAUUACACAGUGUCUUUCUAUUUCCCCGUAUCGUUAAGAUACGUCAUUCUCGCGCACAAUCCAGUUCGAGAUCGGACGAGAGCGACUGGCAGCGACCUGGAAACAACAGCGACGCUUCGUUUCUUCGAGGAGGUAAGAGCGUGGCCGAAGGAUCGUUAUUAUCGCGAAAUAUCGAAAUGAAACUCCAAAGUCGAGUGGCGGCCCUGCGCGACAGAGCCAAACGUCCAAAGAUAGUCCUUAAAUUAGAUCGAAUUAAUUAGCUCUUAAUGGAAGUCGUCGAGCGACGCGCGUACCUAUAAGCGAGGAAGCGUAUAUACAGAGGGCGACGUUGAUCGAGAGGAUGCGAAAACUGUUUUACCAAAGUACUAGCACGUAAGUUACCUGCAACUUUCUGCCGGCGAUAAUGCAAGAUCGCAACACACACAUCUCCAACUCACCAAGGUACACUGCUUCUCAUCGAUCGACGUAUCGAUGGCUGCCGCCGCCUCGUCGUGAUUACAAUUAGUAAGUGAUUAACGACUAAGGCUUUUUCUCGGUGAAUCAGCUGCCUAGUGUUGUAUGUGUGCCAAUUCAAAGCCAUCGUUGACGAGCACUGUACCUGACAAUUACUACAGAGUCAGAGCGCGCGAAUGCGCACGGUGAAAAGCCCUGGAACGGACGAAACGAUGUUUCCAACUUCAUUUCGCGGCCAGUCGAAAGUUUAAAAGGCGUUUAAGAGAGAUCUACGGAACCAUUGAAAGGGAUUAACACAUUAAAAAAAAGAAAGAGAUUAAAACGUCUUUUAGCUUUGUACGACAUUGCCAACUUCUUGAAUCGAAAUCGUUCAGUUUUUACGUUUCAACUCUUUUGCAAUGUACUCGAACAAAUGAAAAAAAAAAGAAAAUUUAAUCGACAGUAAAUUCUUCAUCAAUCUUUUCUCUCGAUAUUUAUUGCAAUGCAUAAAAAUUUACGUCUUUCUUCAAUUCUUAAAAAUAGAAUUUAAUUUCCGAGUACAGUUACUCUAAAGUGGUGUAGAGUUCAUCGAUUUAUACCUUCAAUAACAAAGUUUUCUAAUUUGACCGGUUUUGCCGAGGGAUACGUAUCGCGUUUCAAGUUUGACGGUUCGCUAGAAUGGAAAAUUUCAUAUGACGAGGCCCGUGUCAGGAUGCCGGUUAUAAAUAUCGUUUCGCUGGUCUAAGGCUUUAUAGGCAGUAUAUAGCUGUAGCGUGUAGCCGGCUUACAAGGUAUUUCAAAGCUUGUUACGCGCCCCUUUCUUUGAGCCACCGCCGACGGACGUCGCUCAAGGAAGGAAGAAAAGCCGCAAGAGAAAGAGAGCUUCGCUGCACUGACGCCGGACACACACGUGACACAAAGCGGGACAUCUCUCUCGCCUUACCUUACGUACGGGAUCGUCGUGAACCGGUGUUGUAAACGCGUAACACGAUACUUAUUUUUGCUAAAAGGUAGGAAGUCACUCACACCAGUCACGAUGCAUCCCGAUGAGAUCUAAGUCAACGAUCGCCGAUCGUUCGUUCCGGCGAGUCGGGAGAAAAGCCUCCGUUAGCGUGACGGUCGUGAAAGAUUCGCGACGAGUCUUUCCCUAUUAUAUUUUAACGUCAAAUAAUUGAUCCGUAUUUAGCGAGUAAAGUUACGUUUCGAUGCCGCGUUAAAAUUAUUUAGUUAAUUAACGAUUAUUGUUAUUUGUCUCACUUUUCGUGACUGUUUGAUAAUAUUAUCGACGUUAUCGAUGUUGCGUUGCGAUUAUUAAAUUAUUUCUACGCAAAAGUAUUAUUAACGGCAGAGUGUACUCGUAGGAGGUUGACACUGCUGUCUUUAAAGCGAGAAAGCCGAUGAACGGCGAGCGAACGCGAUCGCAGAAAUUUCUAUUAUAAUAAACUCGUCGUGCGUAACUCCCCUUUAUAGUCGUCGAUGAAAAUCUAGUACCUACCGCUUUUGCUCAAGGAAUUACCUAUAAUGCCAAAUAAAUACUAUAGUACGCAAGAAAGUUAAGUCCUUCGCAUUUUUGAUAUAAAGAUACGCAUUGCGUUAAGAGCUUUUGUUUAAUAUCGAGAUAAAGUAAGUACAUUUUCGAGCGUUGGGACAAAAUUCUAGAAUGCUAUUUUAGAUUAUUUCCCCUAGAGGCGCGUUAUUGAUAGUUACUAAACCUAUGUCGGGAAUUCAGUAAAGUAAUCCUUUCAGUAUUAAAUUCAAUACAAAUAUUUCAUUAAUUCUAUUUUCGAUUUUCCUGAGAUUCUCAUUAAUGAACAGCAAUUUUCUGAAUGUAACAAUGAUUUUUUUUUAAUAGCUGUCGAAUCAAAAAGAAGAUGAUAUUCAAAUGAACUUAUACGGUUCAAUGGACGUCAUCAGUGUUAAACUUCAAAUUUUUAAUAAACCACAAUCCUAAAUUAUUAACCCUGCACAUAUGGGUUCGUAUUUGUGCCAUUUCCAAUAGUUUCCUCUUUCCGACGCAGAAAGUAAUUUUUAUAAUUCUUUCGAACUUUUUUGUUUCAAUGUCUACACAGCAGAAUAAUUUAGUGGAGACUUUAGAGAACAUGUGUGUAUUUUAACAGAAUUUCUCGAGAACUUUAGGAAACUUAAAAUCGGGUUGGACACAAAUGACCCAUGCGUGCCACUGCAGGGUUAAUAAAGUUUAAACUUUUGUGCAUAGCGGAUAAUAAAAACUGCGAUACAUGACGCAGUCAUACUGAAAGGGUUAAGAGAAGAAGCCUUUGUGGCUGACUGUCUUGAUUGUUCUUUACUUUAACAUUGCUGGAUAAUGCGCGCGUCGACGUUUUUCUCGAAUUAACGUGGAUGAGAGCAAUCGAGUCCCAUCAAAUUCCUCGAGUCUCCCAUCCGAGAGUGGAGUUACAUGUUUACAGGGUUUAGAGUUGUUUCGCAAUUCAAGAGGGUGAGAAAAAGUUUCCCGCUUUCGUCAGCAAUUCUUAUGAUCCUAAUCUGCGCUUCAAUAGAAAUUCCGAUUGCCGGAGAAAGGAAAUAAUUCUGUAAGCCGAUAUUGCUCAUGAUACGGUAAGCUCUCGUUAACUCGAGUUGUCCGACGUCACGGAUCUUUCACUAGCUACCACCCUUCACAAACUGUUCCUAGUUUCGAGUUUCUCCGAAUUCGAGCUAACGAGGGUUCAUUGUACGGGUAUUUGCCAUUGUGUGUGUGUCAGAAUCAAGUUCGUUAUCAUUAUCCACGUUACUUGGAUUGCGAAAAUCAAGUAAAGAAUCGAUAAGAUAAGAUAAAUGUACCAUUGCAUGUAUAUAAGUAUGUAGUUGUAUAAAAUCUAUGCAUUCACAUACAUACACACGUACACACACACGCACGCAUACAGGAACACCCUCCGCGAGUAGAUAAAAUUUUAAGAGAUCCUCGUUGAUGUUGUAGAUCAGUAGAUUAGCGCUCGUCAGUCGCUUCUUUUAGACGAUCUAGUCCUUAGAUCUAGCACGGAUCGCCCGUCGUAGUUAGAUUGUUUUCAGUAGCGGCGGAUUAUAUACCUAAGGAGGUUACACCGAGAACGCUCGCAAUGUACGAAUUACAAAUUCAAAGUCUACGAGCCCAAGACUUGGAUUGAACGAUAAAAACAGUAGAAUUUUUCAUAGCUCGUUCUCUCUAGCUGAGGGUUAUUUCUGUACGUAAAACGUGCCGCUUUGUUCGACACGAUCCGCUUUACGUCUUAGUUGGCGAAAAGCCUCGCUUCCGUUUUACGACGUCGCGGCACCCAAGUUCAACAACGGAAUUUCCGGCGGGCGAGCGAGUCCAGACGACGAUGCGACGUCUCGCUCGCCUUCCUGACUUUUAAGAUUCAUGACCGCCAGUUUAUGACGCUCUUGGUUGACGUGACUUGACAGGAAGCCGAUUUAUGAGAGCGAAACUUGUUAAGAUCCUCGGCGAAUCGCGAAUAUUCGAUACCCAUCGCUCUCUCCCUAUCAAUGCCAUUUACGGCCGAAAUUUCCGCUGGCUUUUAAAGCCCUCGCGAAACGCGACAAAUAUUUCUGGUUAUAUGGCAGUGAAGCGCAACGAGAUGUCAAUAAUAUUGGAAAAUUUACUGGAUAGUCAAACACGCGUCCAUUAUGCAAUAAAAAUCUCGAGUCGAUUUUUUUGUAAUUAAAAUGUCGAAGUGCCAUUUUUGUUCAAGUUAUUAAAGAUUCAUCUUACGUUUCAAUUUGAACGAUUAACUUUUCAAGGGAUGAAUUUAUGAGCGUGAUAAAUUUGAGAAAUAAAAUUUCAUGUAAAGAGACUUGAGUGACACGAUGAUUGACUGAUAUACACUCGAGUUUUAGAAAUCAAGAAAAAUGUCCAAUUAUUAUGUUCAAAAUUAAAUUUUCGCGCUAUUUGGGACAUUGAUUGCAAAUCGGAAUACUCUGUACGACUUUUAUUUUGGCGUAUCAUCAAUGACACGCUGGUGCAUCAUUCAGUUCAUGUUUCGCUGCGAGGGUUCUCGGUUUCGCCUCCGGUAGAAUAAUAUUAUCGUGUCGCCUAAAAUGUUAGUGAUCGUAUCCUCACUUUUCGGGGUAGUCUUCUAUAAGCCUUUUAGGAUGAUUUAAGUGAAUACGUACGUCCGAUAUCACGGUCCCUCCUAACUACUUAGCCGUAGUCUAGACCCACUGAUGCACGCUUCCUUCAAGUCUAAAGAGAGGUCACCUAUCUUCGUCUUCAAGCUGCACAACGGGUCUCUAGUCUAUCUUAUCGCGUCGCGCUACCUAAUCACAUUCGAAUCGCCCAGCGGAUAUUCAAGUUAAUUUAACUUUUAGACGUAUUCGAACAGCUACAUUCAUUUAAUAAUAUCAUUUUGUAAAUGCAAUUAUAUUGAUUCUUGAUAAUGUUUAAAGUAAUUUUUACAUUAAUAACUAUAAACGAAAUUUUCCUUAGAGUCGAGGUUGUGUUUUUCAAGAAAUUUAAUUUUAAAUUAAAUCAUACCAAAUAACGAAGCGUAAUUAUGAAUACAUUAUGAAAAUAUUUGAAAAAUUUGUACAUCAACAUCCUCACUUUGAACAUAUGAAUUUAUGUCAAGGGAUACUUUAGAAGCCAAGUUGUAAUAUUUAAGAAAUGUUUAUUCUGUGUCAAAUCGUUAUAAAAAUUAAAAUGAUUACAAACAAAAUAUAAAAAAAAUUUAUCUUAUAUUUGAUUGUAUUCAAAUAUUAUGAUUUUAUUCGUAUAUUUUGCUCAACGAUUCUUUGCGCGAUAUUGUUAAGAUUUAACUUUCAUUUCACCGAUGAAACCCAAAUAAAAAUCGAUCUCGGCGAUCCGGAUGCGACAGAGGAAGCGAGCCGUACCCUAUCUUCGAGAUAUAACGAGAACGUAAAUGUAGGGAGCGCCAAGUAGUAGUGAUCGUAGCAGAAUCGAUGGUCGUCGUUGUCGUGCUCAUCGUCGGGCGUCGCAACGCCGUCGACGCUCCGUUUCUCGUUUCUCUCCGAGUCGAUCUCGAUAUUUCUCCUUCUGUUCUUUUCCCCCCUCGCGCCCUUCUCCCAUUCUCCUUCUCGUUAGAACGCUAGUCGAAUCUUCACCGCUCACGCGAACGUCGAUCGGCAGAUCUUAUUUUUUCUAGGCGGCUAAGAUCCUCGACUCGCGAUCUCGCGGCUUUCGAAUAAACACGCCGUGGGAGCGUCGACGACGGUCGCGACGAACCGGUGAUAAAUUUUUUAGGAUACGACAGUCGGACUCGAUAUCAACAGGUAAUGAGAUUCGAACUCGGCGAGUAAUAGAAUGCGAAGCUGUAAUAUUUAAAGCGAACUUUGAGAAUGUGAAUUUCAAAUUCUGUCUCCGAAUCCUUCAACUGCCAAUUUUUGAAAACCGUGAACGCCAAGUGUCACGCUGAAAACGCGUGACAAGUUAAUUUUAAUUCUAAUUUCCUACGUAAUUUAUAGUUGGCUAAGUGUAACGUGAACAUAAUUAUUUAUCGUAUAUGGGCUACGGUAUUUGAAAACUUUUCCAAUAACGCCAUGAGCCGAUGUUGCUGAAAUUUAUUUUAAGGUAAAUGGUGCAUGUAUAUAAUAUUGUAAUGUUGUUUGUGACUUUUACGUCGUGCUUACAUCGCAAAAAUACAAUUUUCAUAUUAAAGUAAUAAUAUGCAAAAUUGAACCCCGUAUUAGCGACGACGUUAAAAAAGACAUACUAUAUAUAUACGAAAUAGACGUGUAUUUAUUUGUUUGAUAAACGUUCGCUUAAUUGCGAGUUACGUCAUAUAAUGUGAUAUAAAGAAGUUCGAGCAGAGAAGUGUGCUUUAAAUUUCAUUACGUUUCAUUAAUUUCACUUUGCUGUAAAUGGUCGUGCGACUGUCGCAUCCAUAUCUCGUUGUAAUCGAUGUGUAGUCACGUAGCAGGUAGCGAGAGAAGAAUGUAUCCUUGUAAGAAACUGUUAAACUGAUUACGACGCUAUACCGGUCUUAACAGGAAAAGAUGAAAAAGAAGAAAAAAAAAAAAUUACUAACGAAACAUUCGUAUUCAAAGCUAUGGCUGUGAUCCUCAUUAAUUAAUCGGUAAAAAUCGGUUCAUACUGUGUAUUCGACAUUAUAUAUACAUAAAAAAUAAAUAUAUAUAAAUAUUAUAUAUAUAUAUUAUAUAUAUUAUAUAUACAUACACGUAGGUUACGGCGAUAUAUUUAGUGAUAAAAGGAAAUGAUAUUUUGCACACACAUUAUUACGUUUCGCGUUCACUUUUCUUCUUCCUUUCUUUUUUUUCGGCCGGUCGAAAUUUACGGUUGCGCGCUCCUCCGCGACGCACGGCGGCGGCGGCGGUGGCGGCGGCGGCAGUAGCGGGGCAGCUUUAUUUUUUUAUCUGGUGCUAAAUCCUCCCUCCCCUUCCCCCAGAGAGAGAGAGAGAGAAAGAGAGAGAGAGAGAGAGUACUAGCGUGCGAUUUCGUUGAUCGAGACAUUGAUCGGUCCCUAGGCGUUUUACCCGGUGGCGGGGAAUUGAAACCGGUAGAAAUUCGAUGGCGUAGACACGCAAAAAAUGAUCUCGACAGCGCUGAAAUACGGGGCGAUAUUUUACGCGUGAUUCAUGAAUGAAAGCAAAGCGAAAAGCCGCGAUACAAAUGUGGCUUCUAAAAGCCCACGAUUCUUUUUUUAUUCGUUGUUACGCAAAUAGGACAGCUCGCUCUCGUAUGGCAAACGAGAAUUAAAACGCUCGUUGAAAUUGUCGAGCGUAACGCCAAAAUCAAUUGUUUUAUAACGCAAGUUACAAAUCCUCAAUUGAAAAUUGAUGCCUAAUUCUUUUUGGCUUUUGAACACUGGAACGACCGCGACGUGAAAGCUGACGAUUCUAUGAUCGUUACGUGAAAAUUUUUAUCAAUAAAUUACAUUAUUAAAAUAUUGUCGCCCAUUUCGCUGUGAAUAUUUAUUCGCGGUAGACUUUGUGAUUGUGUUUACAGUACGGAAAAUCGAGAUUACACGCCGGUUUCAAUUCUCGCGCGUCGAACAAGAGUUCUGUGGUUUUUUUUUAAGAAUAACUGAUGUUCGCGUGUCGACGAAUGAUUGCUCACUGUAUUCGCGUUUGAUUGAGAAUCAAAUUUCGAAAUCAAAGCCAUUAGCGCGAUAGCUCCUAAGGUCUCUCUGCGAAGUCACCAUCAAUGCGUAACGCACACACGAUUCGUUUAACAACGUACGUCUAAUUAAUCGAUUAGGCCGUAGGCUUAAUGAGCGCGGUAACGCCGCGCGAAAUUGCAGGUGGAUACGCGCGAUGAAAGGGCAUUCAACAGUGGCUCUUUGGCCGACUGUACAUUGAUUGCACUACAAACACGAGUGAAUAAAGAGGCUUUGUAACGUACGAGAAUGAUGCAGAUUAAAGCAACGAAGAGUAAAUUCGGAGUUCAAAUAGAUCAUUUAACAAAUAAUUCCUCUGUGAUAUAUUGUACAAUUAUACCUAUUCUCUAUUACUUUAAUUGUAAGCAAGUUUGUAGCAUGAAGUUUAUCUAUUUCGAGAUUAAAAUGUACUGACUUUAUUGAAAAUUAAUAACGCGAGUAAUUGAUACUAAUUUGUCCGUUGCACACAUAUACUUUUGUAUUUUAAUAAUAUCUAUUCACGGAAGACAAAUAUUUAAUAAAGACUUUUUCUGAACAAAUUCGAUUAUUAAAUUGACUUUUUUUUAUGUACAGUAUCUUAAUGCUUGAUACACGUUCUUUACUUACACAUAACUUGAAUUUUGCAAGACAUUUUUACGCCAGCUGAUAUCAAUUGUACUAUUUUUAUAUUCUUGCAUCUGACACGUAUGUAAUAUUGGUCGUAAAGCCUUUUCGUUCGCAUGAUAUUGAAUGGAGCCGACAUGAAAACGAAGUAACAGCAGAAAAUGUUCCUGUCGUACGCGAAACCCGAGGCUAUAUAUUUUCUACGAAAUACGUAUAUUCUUCGCGCGUGAACGUGUAAUAGUAUAUUGUAUUUUAUUUUCGCCACUGUUGUCACGUCGUUAAUCGCGCGUUGCCACGAGCCCGAGAAGAGGCUCGAUUUUCGAGCCUCCUCUCCGCGCCUGCAUCUGUAAAAUGAGCGACAGAGAUAAUCAGUUAAUCGCGAUUUCUUCGUUCCUCGUUGUCAGAUUGAGAUCGUCGGUGAAUGAGAAGAGAAUCAAAUGAGUCAUUUUUAAUGCAGCAAAAUCAAAUGAGAAUUAUUCAAAAUAUUUUUCCCAGCCAGGAGGUAACUGGCCAACACAAGGCUAGAUAUUAACUAAUAAUAUAAUACUUUUUUCACCCUUUUUUGUAUAUUUUUGAAUAAUUAAAGCGUUAGUUCAGUGUGCGUGAAUUCCUGUCGUUUUUAAUCUAUAUAACCGCAAUUGUACGUACAAUCAAAAGACGUUUAUUUGGAAAGCAGAUAAACGUUAACGUACGCAAAACUGACGCCAACAUUCAUCGUAGGAUCGGAAAGGUUUAAACGAGGGACACAGAUAAAUGUUUACUACUAUAACUGCCGGAACGAAGAAAGCGCGAGCGUUCGAUGUAUUUUCACUACAGUCCUGUCUACAGUCAAUUCAUUUUGUAUCUAUACCUAAUCUAUGUAUCUAUCGUCAUAAUUUAUGCUGAAUAAAUGUUACAUUUACGCAUAA